GUCACUUUUAUACACUGUCCUUACUAAACUCUCCACCAAAUCACACUGACAGAGAGCGCGAAAGGACAAGACACUGAUAAGAGGCGCUAAGAGCAUCAGUGAGAAGACAGCCCUGCCUCCUCAGGGAUCAUUAAACUACAGUAUGCAGAACGCCACAUGCAUAGAAAAAGACUACACUUCUUGCCUUAAUGCCGACAUUAAGAAACCUCCGGUUUUUCCACUCAUUCGACAAGCUUUGCCAUCCAUAGUGAAGUAUGGUGGACUAUCUCCCUUCCAUGAGGGAUAUUCCCAUCACUCUCCACACUUCAAGUAUGGUCAUCCAGAAGAUAACCUCCACCAUUUGCACGAAGAACUAGAAAGUGGAUCACCCAGAAGAAUAAUUUUUCCAUCUAAGAUGCCCUAUGAUGAUGAAGACCAAAAAGUCCACAUGCAGACUGAAGAAGAAAGAAAGCAUUUUCUCCCUUCUCGCCUUCCCUUGUUUUAUCAUCUACCACCUUUGUCAGGCUACAAUGCCAAAAUGGUUGAUUUGUUCAAUGUUGGUCUUCAGUACUACAGAACUAUGGAGCCUUUUUGGCUUAGUCCAUUAAAACAAGAACCCAUAAGAAGAAAUGCAGUAUGGCCUGUUGGAUCGCUAUGCCUGCAUCCCUCUUACCCAUUAUUUCAUAAAAAUUACCCUGGCAUGGUGUUCCCCUCCCAUAUGCCCACACAAACUAUGCAUACGCAUCAUGGUGUUGAUACAGGCCAUCCAGCGGACGAUGCUUUUAAAACUCAGAUUCAGGAGCAUGACGACAACAAGCAGAAGGUGGAGAGGGUGGAUGUCAAUAUUCAGAUUGAUGACAGCUUCUACGUGGAGGUGGGCGAUCAGAAACGCUGGAAGUGUCCAAUGUGUGAAAAGUCCUACACAUCCAAAUAUAAUUUGGUGACACAUAUUUUAGGGCACAGUGGCAUCAAACCUCAUGCGUGUUCACGUUGUGGCAAGUUGUUUAAACAGCUCAGUCAUUUGCACACACAUAUGCUAACUCACCAGGGCACCAGGCCCCACAAGUGCAAAGUCUGCAAUAAAGCUUUUACCCAAACUAGUCAUUUAAAGCGCCACAUGAUGCAGCACAGUGACGUGAAACCAUACAACUGCAGGAUAUGCGGCAGAGGGUUUGCCUAUCCAAGUGAACUGAAAGUUCAUGAGUCGAAGCACGAGAGCGGGCGGGAAAAUAUCUGUGUGGAGUGCGGACUCGAUUUCCCAACAUUGGCACAGCUUAAAAGACACUUGACGGCCCACAGGGGCCCCGUUCAGUACAACUGCAGCGAAUGUGAUAAAACGUUCCAGUACCCAAGCCAACUGCAGAAUCACAUGAUGAAACACAAGGACAUCCGGCCGUAUAUCUGCUCCGAGUGCGGCAUGGAAUUCGUACAGCCGCAUCACCUUAAGCAGCAUUCACUGACACAUAAGGGUGUAAAAGAACACAAGUGUGGGAUUUGUGGUCGAGAGUUUACUCUUCUGGCAAAUAUGAAGCGGCACAUCCUGAUUCACACAAACAUCCGAGCCUAUCAAUGUCAUCUGUGUUUCAAGAGCUUCGUCCAAAAACAGACUCUUAAGGCACACAUGAUUGUCCACUCUGAUAUAAAGCCAUUCAAGUGCAAGCUGUGUGGGAAGGAGUUUAAUCGUAUGCACAAUUUAAUGGGCCACAUGCACCUGCACUCUGACAGCAAACCCUUCAAAUGUCUCUACUGCCCCAGUAAGUUCACGCUAAAGGGAAACCUGACUCGCCAUUUGAAGGUCAAACAUGGAGUCACCGAAAGAGGCUUCCACUCUCGAGGUUUUGUCCGUGUAAGAGCAGAUCAUUCUCGUUCAAUUGUCCUUCGUAGUUUGGAGCAGAAAGAACCUUAUGACUUAUCCAGAAAAAGGAGAGAAGAAGAAAUGUCUGAUCAUUCAGAUGGAGAAAGUGUAAAGAGCAAUUCUUUCCAGGAGGAGGAUGACAGAUACAAUGGUCAACAAAUGUAUCAAGAAGCCGUCCAUAAGGAGCCAACAUACCAUACUAAGGAACAUCUAAGUAUCUUGAAAGAGAUUCCAAACAAGGACAAUCAAGAGAUUCUCCACAAACAAAGAGAUGGAGAAAGAAUAAGUUACCAGCACAAAGAGGAAGAAACGGAUAUGGACCUGAGCCAGAAAGAGGGAAGUUUAGGAAUAUCUGUUCCUUAUUACUUCUUUAUGAAGAACAGAAACACAGAUGGGAAGCUUGUGGACUAAAGCCAUAAAUGGACCAAAGAGAAGUAACGACACCUAAAUAUAUAAAAUUACAUUUAUCACAAAGCGAGUGAACUCAGCAAACAGAGGCUCAUAACAUGUCGCAGAAAUGCCAUACUAUACCAUAAUCUGUUCAGCACAGCUUUGUAGGAGGUUGUAGCGAUAAUUUCCAUCUGCUCUGUCUUAAUGGACGAGUGAUAUCAAACUGUAAGCCAUAUAUUUCACUAUGCAUGGCAGCCAUUAACACAAUGUUUGCAAUAUUAUUUAUAAGGGAUGUAUUGUACUCUUUAUUGAGUGCAUAGUAAUAAUAAUAAAACCAAUUGCUCAGA
Bufo bufo (common toad) is the source of this 2571-nucleotide messenger RNA. RefSeq names its product zinc finger protein 366 (gene ZNF366). Lineage: Eukaryota; Metazoa; Chordata; Amphibia; Anura; Bufonidae. The record is from RefSeq and is a predicted model, not a curated record. The transcript is spliced from 5 exons. Gene Ontology annotation, biological process: regulation of DNA-templated transcription. The coding region runs from base 143 to 2245 and encodes 700 amino acids. Gene Ontology annotation, molecular function: DNA-binding transcription factor activity, RNA polymerase II-specific; RNA polymerase II cis-regulatory region sequence-specific DNA binding.